CACAAAGGCACAAAGCACUCCGGCCGGAUCCACAAUACUUGCUCCUUCUCUCCUUCGUCUCCCGCGACUAGCAGUCCCCGGCGGCGACAUCGCCAAAGAAUUCGGCCUGUUCAACACUCUCUCAGCAGAGAGCUUUGCAAACUGGAGGUGGACAGCUGCUGUUCCGUGUUCCGGAUCCUCUUCUUUGACUUGCGGUCUUGAUUGAAGACUGGAGGUGGAGAGAACUGGAUCUUUUCUUCAGUAGUUCACCUUGGGUAGCUGUUGCAAAGGACUCUGCAAAUUGGAUUUGAAGGAGCUGUUAUUCAAGAAUUUCACGCCAAGGACAAUGCUAUAGCCGUCUGUAGAUCCAGAGCAAAGACAAAAAAAAGGUCGAGAUAUGGAGGUCGCUGCUGGGGCGAUGGGCCCCGUCAUCCGUAAGCUCGGCGAGCUGCUCGUCGGAGAAUACAACCUAGAGAAGCGAGUAAAGAAAGGCGUACAAUCGCUCCUAAACGAGCUGGAGAUGAUGCACGCUGUACUUCGCAAGGUUGGCGAGGUGCCGUCGGAACAGCUCGAUGAGCCGGUCCGGAUUUGGGCUGGCAAGGUGAGAGACCUGUCUUGCGACAUGGAAGACGCUGUUGACGACUUCAUGGUGCGUGUGCAUGAGGGUUCAAGCAGCAAGCCUACGAACAUGAGGAAUCGAGUCAAGAAGUUUCUCAAGAAGACCACCAAACUGUUUGGCAAGGGCAAAGCACUUCAUCAAAUCAGUGAUGCCAUCAAAGAAGCUCAGGAUCUUGCCAAGGAGUUGGCGGACCUGCGUAGAAGGUACGAGCUUGACACUCGUAGCACUAGCAAUGGUGCUACCAUUGACCCUCGUGUGUUAGCUCUGCACAAAGAUGUAGGGGAGCUUGUUGGCGUUGACCGCACAAGGGAUGAGCUUAUCAAAACACUGAUUUGUGAGGAUGGGAGUUCUAAGGAGCAAUUGAAGACGAUCUCUAUUGUUGGUGUUGGUGGGCUGGGCAAGACUACACUCACCAAAGCAAUUUAUGAGAAGAUCAAAGCACAGUUUGAAUGUGCGGCUUUUGUCCCUGUAGGGCAGAACCCUGAUAUCAAGAAAGUUUUCAAGGACUUACUCUAUGACCUGAACAAAGAAAAGUUCAAUGACAUUCAUAAUACAUCAAAGGAUGAAAAUCUCCUCAUCAAGGAAAUCAGAGAAUUCCUUGUGGAUAAGAGGUACCUUAUUGUAAUUGAUGAUAUAUGGGAAGAAGAAAUAUGGAGAUAUAUAAAUUGUGCUUUGUAUAAAAACAAACUCCAUAGUAGGGUAAUCACAACAACCCGCAAUGUGAGUGUGUCUGAAGCAUGUCUCUCUUCCAGUGAUGACAUGAUUCACAAAAUGAAACCUCUUUCUGAUGAAGACUCACAAAUACUCUUCCAUAGAAGAAUAUUUCAAAGCGAGGAGAAAUGUCCAGAAGAUUUGCAAGCAGUAUCAAGAGAGAUAUUGAAGAAAUGUGGUGGUGUACCAUUAGCCAUCAUUACAAUAGCUAGCCUUCUAGUCAGUAACCAAAGGAUAAAGCAGAAAGAAGAAUGGAUGCAUGUGCACAGUUCGAUGGGCCGUGGAGUUACAGAAGGUGGUAUUGUGAAGGACAUGAAGAGGAUAUUAUCACUCAGCUAUUAUGAUUUGCCAUCCCAUCUGAAGCCAUGUUUAUUAUAUCUAAGCAUCUUUCCUGAAGACUUUGAGAUUAAGAGAGAUUUGUUGAUAUGGAGGUGGCUUGCUGAAGGGUUUAUCCAAUGUGACAAAGAAGAAACCAGGCUGUUUGAGAUAGGAAAGAGCUACUUCAACGAGCUUAUGAACAGGAGCUUGAUCCAGCCAGCACAAAUCAAUUUGGAAGGAACGGUAGUAACUUGUCGUAUACAUGAUGUGGUGCUUGAUCUUAUAUGCUCACUGUCAAGUGAGGAGAAUUUUAUCUCCAUAUUGGAUAAUGCUGAGUGGCAUGCACCUAAUCUGCAAAGGAAAUUUCGCAGGCUAUUACUUCAUAAUAUCAAGGCAAAGGUUCAGAACCAUCAGUUUGAUAGCUCUAGGCUGUCAAAAGUGAGGACCUUUGCUGUUUUCUCUCCUAUUACCUAUGAUUGGUUGCCAUCUCUCUCAAGCUUCCAAUUUUUACGUGUGCUAGAUCUUGGAAAUUGUGGCAGCCAUAAAAGUAGCUCUGGUAUCAGCCUCAAGUAUGUAGGGAAUUUAAUUCACCUAAGGUACCUAGGGCUCAAGGAUGCAGAUGUUUGCGAACUCCCAAUGGACAUAGGCAAGUUGCAGCUUUUAGAAACACUGGAUAUAAGAGACACGGACAUAGGCAAGUUGCAGCUUUUACAGACAUGGGAUAUAAGAGACACUAGUAUAAAAUAAUUACCUGCAAGUGUUGUUCAGCUCACAAAUUUGAUAUGCCUAUAUGUUGAUCCUUGGGUGAGGCUGCCAAAAGGAAUGGGGAACUUGACAUCCCUCGAAGUGCUGGACAGAGCACGAGUAUCCUCGUCACCUCACAUUGUGAAAGAGCUGAGUCAUCUGACAGAGGUUAGGACGCUCAAAAUUGACUGUUAUAACAUGGACGAGGAUCUGAUUGAUAUAUUAAUCAAGUCUCUAGGCAACCUGCACAAAUUGCAAAAUUUGCGUAUUGAUGAUGGCGGCAGAUUGAUGGAUCGCAUGUGUGAAAGCUAGGUGCCCCCUCCAAACCUCCGUUGUUUUGAUUCAUGGAACCCCUUUCUUCCCGCGUGGUUCUCGCGACUUCCAAAGUGGGUUAAUUCAAGUUCGCUUCCACACCUCUCCCGCCUGGAAAUAGAAGUGGAAGAACUGCAAGGGGAUGGCAUUCAGAUCAUUGGGAUGCUUCCUGCUCUUGGGUUUCUGCGGCUGCGUGCAGUUCGCACCAUUCAUGAGAUUUUGCUUAUUCGAUGGGUUUCCAACGCCACCUUGCCUUUUUCCACCUGGAGCUAUGCCAAGGGUUCAACACCUUGACUUCGAGGUCUCUGCGCCGUCGAUCGCAAGUGGUGAGGUUGACUGCGGCCUGGGGCACCUCCCUUCUCUUGAGCGUGUUCAGGUUUGUCUGGAGCGUGAGAAUUCCAGCCAUGAUGAGAUGGAGACAUCCAAGGCUUGGCUGACGCGCGCAGCAGAAGCCCAUCCAAAACGUCCCACCAUUCAAAUCUAUUUGACAUGAGUGCUGACAUGCCUCUGCCGCGCCGGCCUUCAAUGUAAACCCAUCAGUUGCCGCAGAUACUGUUCCAACAUUUUGAAACAGCAGCUACAAUGCAGCUCCCAAUAAGCAAUGCGAAUUCCGUCUUUUGCUACACGGAGGCUUCUGCAGAAAUGCAGCACCUCAUUUCCUUUAUUCAGCCAAGACUCGUACAAUUAAAGGUUGCAUUCAGUUGGCACUGUUUGUAUUUGUAACACUAGUACCCCUUACGUUUUAAUCUCCUCAUUCAUUUGCUUGUCCACCUACGACAUUGUUUUGUUUCUAUUGACUUAUUAAUGAAGAGUUGAUCGGACUCCA
This is a messenger RNA of Triticum dicoccoides, 3509 nucleotides long. Its product is annotated as disease resistance protein RGA5-like. The record is from RefSeq and is a predicted model, not a curated record. The transcript is spliced from 6 exons. Gene Ontology annotation, molecular function: ADP binding. Bases 377 to 2374 code for a protein of 665 amino acids. Lineage: Eukaryota; Viridiplantae; Streptophyta; Magnoliopsida; Poales; Poaceae. Gene Ontology annotation, biological process: defense response to other organism.